Molecule: messenger RNA, 1089 nt
Organism: Entelurus aequoreus (snake pipefish)
Lineage: Eukaryota; Metazoa; Chordata; Actinopteri; Syngnathiformes; Syngnathidae
Gene: cfhl5
Product: complement factor H like 5
Exons: 5
Coding region: 177-803 (208 amino acids)
Source: RefSeq, a predicted model, not a curated record
AGAAGGUAAAACAAACAAAACCAAACAGUCCAAAGUGAGCAAAUCUUUGGAUUGUCCUAUUUUGCCUAAUUCCGUCGGAUGGACAGAACAAAAGACUAAACAGGGGAUUAGUCGAGACUUUGUUGUGGAUUCCACGCGCCAUUAAAGUUGUGUUUGCUGUUUCAGAGGAACAGAAAAUGAACACAAUAACUCAAAGCUGUGUUCUAUUAUUAUGGAUGCAUACGCUGAGCUUCAUUACAUGUCAAGAAUGUACUCUUGAAGAUUUUAUCAAAGGUCCCAUGUAUGACUCUAAUUUCGAGACAACAAGUCUGGAAGCCACUUACCAAAGUAAGGAUCAGGUGAGAGUCGCCUGUGCUGUUGGCUACAGUGGAUUCUUCAAACUCAUCUGCAAUAAUGGACAAUGGCAGUCUCGUGGUACUAAUUGCGAGCCUGCUUCGGGAUGUCAGCGUCCACCUCACCUUUCGGGCGGAGACACCAAGUUUUCCACUAAACACACGUACGAACACAAUGACAGGGUUGAAUACAUUUGCCAGAAUCAUUACAAAAUGGAGGGUGAACCUUAUAAAACCUGCAAAAAUGGCCAAUGGACUGGCGACAUGAAAUGCCUCAAGCCCUGCAUUGUGGAUAGAGAACUCAUGAACAAGCACAACGUGAUGUUCCUAUACAGGCGGGACAAUAAACUGUACUCGGCCCAUGACGAUACCAUCCAGUUCUUGUGCGUACGAGGAACAACACACGAUGGAGUAUUGGAUAUGCGGCAGAGGUGUAUCGACGGAACGAUUGACCUGCCCACUUGCCACUAGCGUGUUUUGAAACAAUCAUUUAAAAAAAAGUAACUAACCUUGUCUGUGGGCGUCACUUAUUUGUGAGCUCAUUUCGCAACUUCCACCAUUUGAGAUGAUUUUUGACCCUGAAAGAGAAGCCGUUACACUUCAAGGUCAACAUAUUAACCUGUUGAUUAAUUAAACUACAUUAGUGGGAGCUUUUUAUGAUUAUUAGUCAACAUUAGUCGGACUGACAGACGAGGAACACAGGAUGUUUGUGUGUCAACACAUUUGUCAAAAAUAAAAAUAAAAUAUUUAAGACGUC